This is a messenger RNA of Aspergillus ibericus CBS 121593, 1953 nucleotides long. Its product is annotated as chaperonin-containing T-complex subunit CCT2. The transcript has 4 exons. Gene Ontology annotation, biological process: protein folding. NCBI's taxonomy places the organism in Eukaryota, Fungi, Ascomycota, Eurotiomycetes, Eurotiales, Aspergillaceae. The record is from RefSeq and is a predicted model, not a curated record. Gene Ontology annotation, molecular function: ATP hydrolysis activity; ATP binding; ATP-dependent protein folding chaperone. Gene Ontology annotation, cellular component: cytosol; chaperonin-containing T-complex. Bases 93 to 1688 code for a protein of 531 amino acids.
GUUCUCUCAGUCCUCACCGUCCAGGAGUCCCCCCUGAGCUGCCAGUCUUUCCCCCCGACGGUAGCCCAUUCUUCCAACCACUCAUAGUCACCAUGGCGUCCUUCGCCAAUCCCACGCAGAUCUUUGCGGAAGAUGUCAUCGAAGAGAAGGGUGAGAAUGCUCGUCUGUCCGCCUUCGUCGGUGCUAUCGCCGUCGGUGACCUCGUGAAGAGCACCCUUGGUCCCAAGGGAAUGGACAAGAUCCUCCAGUCAGCGUCGACCGGAGACAUCCUCGUUACGAAUGACGGUGCUACGAUCCUGAAAUCUAUCGCUCUCGAUAACGCCGCGGCUAAGGUCUUGGUCAACAUCUCCAAGGUCCAGGAUGACGAAGUCGGUGACGGUACCACCUCCGUCACUGUGUUGGCGGCGGAGUUGCUGCGGGAGGCCGAGAAGUUGGUGAACCGCAAGAUCCACCCUCAGACCAUCAUCGAAGGUUACCGGAUAGCUAGCAAGGCCGCUCUGGAGGCCCUCGAGAAGGCCGCUGUCGACCGUAGUGCCGACAUGGAGUCGUUCCGCAAAGACCUCCACUCCAUCGCUCGUACAACCCUCAGCUCGAAGGUCCUGGCCCAGGACCGUGACCAGUUCGCCACCCUCGCCUGUGACGCUGUUCUCCGUCUCCGCGGCUCGACCGACCUGAGCCACAUCCAGAUCAUCAAGAAGGCCGGUGGCAAGCUCAGCGACUCCUACCUCGAUGAGGGUUUCAUCCUUGACAAGAAGAUCGGUGUGAACCAGCCCAAGCGCUUGGAGAACGUCAAGAUUCUGGUUGCCAACACUGCCAUGGACACGGACAAGGUGAAGAUCUUCGGUGCACGGGUCAAGGUCGAGUCGACCGGCAAGCUUGCGGAGCUUGAGAAGGCGGAGCGCGAGAAGAUGAAGGCCAAGGUCGAGCGGAUCAAGUCUCACGGCAUCAACUGCUUCGUCAACCGUCAGCUGAUCUACAACUGGCCCGAGCAGCUGUUCACGGAGGCCGGUAUCAUGUCCAUCGAGCACGCCGACUUCGACGGUGUCGAGCGUUUGGCCCUGGUCACCGGUGGUGAGAUCGCCUCGACGUUUGAUCACCCCGAUCAGGUUAAGCUGGGUCACUGCGAUGUCAUCGAGGAGGUCAUCAUCGGUGAGGAUACCCUCAUCAAGUUCUCGGGCGUGGCUGCCGGUCAGGCAUGCACCAUCGUUCUCCGUGGUGCCACGGAGCAGCUGCUCGAUGAAGCCGAGCGCUCUCUCCACGACGCCCUGGCUGUCCUGUCUCAGACCGUCAAGGACCCCCGGGUCACCCUGGGUGGUGGCUGUGCCGAGAUGGUCAUGUCCAAGGCCGUUGAGCAGGCCGCACAGAACACGACCGGCAAGAAGCAGCUGGCCGUGGAUGCGUUUGCGUACGCUCUGAAGCAGCUCCCUACCAUUCUGGCCGACAAUGCUGGUCUGGACUCCAGCGAUCUGGUUACGCGUCUACGACAGGCGAUCAACAACGGCAUGACCAGCUCCGGACUGGACCUGCUCACCCCUGGCGGUGGCAUUGCUGACAUGCGCGAGUUGGGCGUUGUGGAGAGCUACAAGCUGAAGAAGGCGGUGGUGUCUUCCGCGUCGGAGGCUGCAGAGCUUCUCCUGCGUGUCGACAACAUUAUCCGGGCCGCCCCCCGGAGACGCGAGCGUAUGUAAGGGACGAGGGAGAUGUCAAGUAAAUAUCCAAUAUUAUGCGAGCGUGGAAAAUAAUGUGAACUCGGUUCGAGCCAAAAUGGUCAGGGAGGUGGAUAUCCACCGGGUGCUAUACGGAGCGUAAUCACCAUGUUAUAGAUCUUUAUGACAAACCAUCUGACGAUCUCUGGAACUUGUGGGAAUUCAUCUGUUGCCUUUUUGCUCCAGUAUGCCAUUGGUUGGGGCUGUGUAAGAAGGCCGGUGCUCCACGCCGAACAGUAGCUUGAGC